This is a messenger RNA of Silurus meridionalis, 1458 nucleotides long. It is a transcript of the gene get4, whose product is annotated as guided entry of tail-anchored proteins factor 4. Gene Ontology annotation, biological process: protein insertion into ER membrane. Gene Ontology annotation, cellular component: BAT3 complex; cytosol. The transcript has 9 exons. The record is from RefSeq and is a predicted model, not a curated record. Lineage: Eukaryota; Metazoa; Chordata; Actinopteri; Siluriformes; Siluridae. Gene Ontology annotation, molecular function: protein binding. Bases 60 to 1019 code for a protein of 319 amino acids.
CUACGGCGUCUCAGAGAGGUCAUUUCCGUGGCAGUAGGCUGUGAGCGCGAAGGGGAACAAUGAUGUCGGAGCAGGAGGCUGUGAAGAGGAACCGCGGAGGAGUGCAGCGUGUGGAGGGGAAACUGCGCGCCAGUGUGGAGAGAGGAGAUUACUAUGAGGCCCAUCAAAUGUACCGGACCUUAUUCUUUAGGUACACGGCUCAGUCGAAACACGCAGAAGCCCGAGAGCUGAUGUACAACGGAGCGCUGCUUUUCUUCAGCUAUAACCAGCAAAACAGCGCGGCGGAUCUGUCCAUGCUCGUCCUGGAGGCUCUAGAGAAGCCUGAGGCCACGGUCGAGGAGGACAUUCUGGAGCAACUGGUGAAGCUGUUCAGCAUGAUGGACCCCAACUCUCACGAGAGAGUGGCUUUUGUCUCGCGAGCGCUCAAAUGGUCCACGGGCGGCUCAGGGAAGCUCGGACACCCCAAACUGCACCAGCUGCUGGCGGUCACACUGUGGAAGGAGCAAAACUACAGCGAGUCCCGCUAUCACUUCCUGCACUCCUCGGACGGUGAGGGCUGCGCCCAGAUGUUGGUGGAGUACUCGGCCGCGCGAGGCUUUCGCAGUGAAGUCGACAUGUUCGUGGCUCAGGCCGUCUUACAGUUCCUGUGUCUAAAGAACAAAACGAGCGCCUCGGUGGUGUUCACCACGUACACACAGAAACACCCGUCUAUAGAGAAAGGACCUCCGUUCAUGCAGCCGCUCCUCAACUUCCUGUGGUUCCUCCUCCUGGCUGUGGACGGUGGGAAGCUGACAGUCUUUACAGUAUUAUGUGAACAGUAUCAGCCAUCGCUCAAGAGGGACCCCAUGUAUAAUGAGUACCUAGACAGAAUAGGACAGCUGUUCUUCGGCGUUCCACCCAAACAGUCCUCAUCCUACGGUGGCCUACUAGGGAAUCUCCUGAACAGUCUAAUGGGGUCUGGUGAGGAAGAGGAGGGUGAGGAGGUUGGUGAGGACAGCAGCCCCAUCGAGCUGGACUGAUCAUCACGUCUCCAAAACACAACGUCUCCGUCUCUCUCACAAAACCACACUGAACUCAAACUUUACUUCCUUUUUUUUUCUUCGACUGCGUCUCCUGGAAUACGUAGCUGCAGGUUUUUUUUUUCUCCUGUAGUUUUCAGAAGAGGUGAUUUGGUGCAACUCCUGGACUGUGACUACACCACCACCACCCACACCUCCACCAUGUCCUCCACCCACACCUUCACCCCCCUCCCCCCUGAGAACAAACAAUAAAUACACGGGUGUGAAGACGUGACGCGUGACCGAGAGCCGCCGCUUCACGUGCAGACGGCGCCGCGUCGACACCCAGACGGGUUUCAGGUCUCAUCAGCGCUCGGGAGAUCUCACCUGAGGAUUAACGAUCAAACGCAAGUGUGUGUGUGUAGUGCAAGUGCAGCAUUAAAACAUUAUAAUAACAACA